UCAACAUGGCGGCCAAUAUGGACGACGAACAGAGUUUGAAAGAAUGCGAAGCUUAUGUUCAAAGGCACAGUAUUCAGCAAGUUUUAAAGGAAUGCAUAGUUCAGCUAUGUAUCAACAGACCAGAAAAUCCACUGACUUUCCUGCGUGAACAUUUCGAGAAACUAGAAAGGGAGUCUGCGAGUAAACCCAAAUCUAAAUCAGCGUCUCCACCUCCUGAAGACAGAGAUGAAGAAGUUUCACCAACACCACCUGUAUCACAGGUUCGAGUUACGAGACGACGUCGUGGUGCUGUCAGUGCUGAGGUGUACACAGAAGAAGAUGCUGCCACGUAUGUCAAGAAAGUAGUUCCAAAAGAUUACAAAACUAUGGCUGCUCUUUCCAAAGCAAUUUCCAAGAAUGUGUUGUUUUCUCACCUGGAUGAUAAUGAACGCAGCGACAUUUUUGAUGCCAUGUUUCCUGUUAACCACAUUGGAGGUGAAAAAGUAAUCCAACAAG
Messenger RNA from Saccoglossus kowalevskii, 495 nucleotides. RefSeq names its product cAMP-dependent protein kinase regulatory subunit-like. Gene Ontology annotation, molecular function: cAMP binding; protein kinase A catalytic subunit binding; cAMP-dependent protein kinase inhibitor activity. Gene Ontology annotation, biological process: negative regulation of cAMP-dependent protein kinase activity. The record is from RefSeq and is a predicted model, not a curated record. NCBI's taxonomy places the organism in Eukaryota, Metazoa, Hemichordata, Enteropneusta, Harrimaniidae. Gene Ontology annotation, cellular component: cAMP-dependent protein kinase complex; cytosol.